CACACAGAAGCUCAAAGAUGUCAGCCAAAAUGGAUUACCUGAACGUGACAGACUCAUGUCCCUCCAUCAUUGACUUCCGUAACCAAGUCUACUCUACGUCCUACUCCCUCAUCUUUGUGUUGGGUUUUGUGGGAAAUAGCUUCGCCCUGGGGGUGCUGAUCAAAACAUACCGCCAGAGCUCACCCUUCCAUGUCUACAUGAUGAACUUAGCGAUGUCUGACCUGUUGUGUGUCAUGACUCUACCACUGAGGGUGCUCUAUUAUGUGAGAAAGGGCCAGUGGGAGCAGGGGGAUUUCCUGUGCCGUAUCAGCUCCUACUUGCUUUACGUGAACCUCUACUGCAGCAUUUACUUCAUGACUGCCAUGUCGGUCACACGGUUUGUGGCAAUUGUGUUCCCUGUGCAGAACCUGCGGCUGGUGACAGUGAACCGUGCACGUAUCGUUUGUUUGGGUAUAUGGCUGUUUAGUGGUCUGACAUCCUCCCCCUUUCUGAUGCUUGGUCAGCAUGUCGACCAGUCAACAAAUAAAACCAAAUGCUUUGAGCCACCAAAUCAUGCAAGUAAUCAUCUGCCAAAACUACAGGCGCUGAACUAUGUAGGCCUGAUAUUAGGCUUUGUCUUACCCUUUCUGAUCAUCUUAAUCUGCUAUGCUGGCAUAGUUCGUACCCUGCUUUUGCGCACUCCUGCUACUCGACGACAAAAGGGUUCAGCUACAAAAGCUAUAAGAAUGAUAGUGAUUGUGCUGCUGACAUUCCUAGUCAGCUUCAUGCCGUACCAUGUACAGCGGACCAUCCAUCUAAACUUCCUAUCCAAGGAAGGCACAUCCUGCUUCAUGCACAAGUCUGUUGUGGUGACUCUGUGCCUUGCUGCUUCAAACUCAUGCUUUGAUCCGUUGCUGUACUUCUUUUCCGGCGAGGGUUUUCGCAGCCGCCUGUCGUCGAUACGCCACACAGUGAGAAGCAGCACGGUGCGGCGUUCAGCCAAACUGAAGCACAUCACAAGCUCAGAGAACAGAGAAAACCUCCAGCUGGGUGCCAGUUAA
Nematolebias whitei (Rio pearlfish) is the source of this 1040-nucleotide messenger RNA. Its product is annotated as cysteinyl leukotriene receptor 1-like. Lineage: Eukaryota; Metazoa; Chordata; Actinopteri; Cyprinodontiformes; Rivulidae. Gene Ontology annotation, molecular function: leukotriene receptor activity. Gene Ontology annotation, cellular component: plasma membrane. The record is from RefSeq and is a predicted model, not a curated record. Gene Ontology annotation, biological process: G protein-coupled receptor signaling pathway. Bases 18 to 1040 code for a protein of 340 amino acids. The transcript is spliced from 2 exons.